AAGUUCCCUUGUGGUGACUGGCACUGUCCAUACUGUUCAUGCAAAUUCUGUGGAACAGUAGCUGGGAAGAUAUCCCGGGGGACGAUAAUCAUGAUGAACGCGUAUAUGAAGUGCUUGCAUGCCGUUUGUGUGAGGAAAAAUUCCAUCAACUGUGCAUCCAGGGGGAGGAUGCUAUAGAUGUGAAUUCCAAAUUUCCAUCUUUUUGUGGGAGAAACUGCCAGCAGCUCUUUGAGCGACUACAGGUUCUUCUCGGGGUCAAACAUGAACUAGAAGAAGGGUUUUCAUGGACUCUUCUUCAGCGUUGUGAUGUUAGCAGUGAUAAUUCUCUUUUUGUUGCUCCACUGAAAGUUGAAUGCAAUUCCAAGUUAGCUGUUGCAUUUUCUGUUAUGGAUGAGUGUUUUUUGCCAGUUGUUGAUGAGAGAAGUGGCAUCAGUAUGAUUCAUAAUGUUGUCUACAGCUGUGGGUCAAACUUUAGUCGGCUGAAUUACAGUGGUUUCUACACGGCUAUUUUAGAGAGGGGUGAUGAAAUCAUCUCAGCAGCAUCUAUAAGGAUCCAUGGGAGUCAGUUGGCGGAGAUGCCAUUCAUCGGGACUCGCAAUAUGUAUAGGCGUCAAGGGAUGUGUCGUCGGCUCCUAAAUGCAAUUGAAUCUGCUCUCUGCUCUGUUGAUGUGGAAAAAUUGGUUAUACCUGCAAUAUCCGAACUUUUCCAAACCUGGACUUCGGUUUUUGGUUUCAAGUUGCUUGAAUCAAAAAGAAAAACAACGAGGCACAUGAGUAUGAUAGUGUUUCCUGGCACAGAUAUGUUAGAGAAACCUCUAUCAAAGCAUCAGGUUGCUGAAGGACACAUGAUUCUGGCUGCAGAUCUAAAGUCCACUGAGCUUGGAACUAAGCCUCAAACGUUGCACGUGGAGGCAAAUGUUUCUGAUAGGGGAUGUUUCAUUGGAUCUGAUUCCAGUGCUUCCCCUGAGGCCAUUGUCCAACAUGCAAGUGGAGUACAUGGUGAACCUGCUGCUUGUAAAUCUGGUUUGCAUCAUCCUGAUGGUUCCUUGCACAAUCAACUUGUCAAGGAUUCAACUUGUGAUGCUCCUGAAAUCGGGCAGCAAACUCCAGAGGGGAUGAAUAGAUGUCCAAAUGUUCCAUCUAGUUCUGUAUUGGUUCUUCCUGAUAUCGAAACUGGGGAACGGAACCCCAAUUUGGCCCAACACGAUAUUUGUGGAGUGGAAAUCAAACCGUCCAUUGUUCCUCAGAUCGGGUCUGAUGCAAUGAAUUGUGCGAGAGAAACUACUCAUGCAUUAGAAGGGGGUAAAGAUGCUGGUGAUUUUCUGCAGAAUACUGAUGUUAAUUCUUCUAAGCCCAAUUGCGGUUCUCUUGAGGGGGGCUCGAUACAACAUCCUGCUGGAAUCAUGAACCAACGUCAUGAUGCAGAGCUACAUGAAUUUCAAGCUUCUGAUUCAGGGGAUACACUUCUGAUGUCCUCUGAUGCAAAGUAUGAGAUUCAACUUCAUCGUGACUCCCAUACUACUUCGCCAUCUCUUGGAAGAACAGAAGAUGUUGCAGAGGACUCGGAUAUACCUUUGCCUGAUGGUAAUAGCCAAAAUUGUCCAUGUCUGGUGAAUGUUAGUAAAACUCAUGAACCCCAAGAUUUCGCUUCAGUUGACAAUAAGCAGCUUCCUUUCUCUGGGACCGUCCUGUAUGCUACUGCUGGAUUUGAUUCCCCAGCCUCUUAUAUGGAUCCUGGAUCUUGCAAGUCCUCAGAAACAGGAUUAGGGGUUGAUAACGGUAAUAUUUCUGGGGUAAGGGCAUCUUCCUUGACUUGCCCUGUUGGGGUGAACCAAACUAGUUUAGUAGAGGUUGCUCGCAAUGAUGUGCAAGAGCUUAAAGAACAAUUUGCUGCUUCUCAAGCUGAUUUUUAUUCUGUGGGUGUGAAUUCUCUUUCCAAGGGGUCUAAGUUGUGCUCCAAAUCAUCAGAGCAACCUGAGUCUUGUUCUCAGGUUGAUCACACUAGUGUCACUCUUUGUGAUUCAGAAUCCUUGAGCAUCUCAAGCUCCUGUCCUGAUUUGGUUGGUCUCUGUACUUCUGGCAGUCGUAAUCUGUUUGGCAUAUCUGAGGUAGGUUCAUGUAGGUUGUUGAAGAGUGGUAAGCUGUGCUGACUAGAUAUAAUAUGAAGCGUGGAAUGCUGGACUUGGGUAGCAUGUUUGGUUUUUUUGUUAAGAUUUUCCAAUGGCAUUUGAAUGCUAAUCAGUAGAUGCUGCCUUUUAAGGAGUGCAAGUCUGUAGAUAAACAUUUGUUUUUUGAAAAGGGGUGGUAGGGCAAUAUCUACAAGAAUAGCAAGAUACGGAAAUAUACAACUGGUUUUCUGCAAUCUAAUUAAUACAAUGUGGAGUCCUUUUGAUGCAAAUGUGUGCAAACAAAGUAACUUCAUAUUGAGGUAUGCUUGUUGUUGUUACAAAAUCUCUUACUGGCUUGUGUUACUUUGACAACCUUAUUGUGCUGUAUAUAUCUCUUUACUUGUCAG
Ilex paraguariensis (yerba mate) is the source of this 2515-nucleotide messenger RNA. NCBI's taxonomy places the organism in Eukaryota, Viridiplantae, Streptophyta, Magnoliopsida, Aquifoliales, Aquifoliaceae. The record is from the annotation of a GenBank genome assembly.